Parus major (Great Tit) is the source of this 2466-nucleotide messenger RNA. Its product is annotated as immunoglobulin kappa light chain. NCBI's taxonomy places the organism in Eukaryota, Metazoa, Chordata, Aves, Passeriformes, Paridae. The record is from RefSeq and is a predicted model, not a curated record. The coding region runs from base 626 to 1510 and encodes 294 amino acids. The transcript has 7 exons.
CAGCUGGGGAAACAAGACAUUGUUUUUCCUGCUUCAGAAAAUCAUGAAAGGGGUGGAAAAGGAAGUAUUUUAAUUUUUAGCAGAGUUCACAGGGGAGACCUCACAGCAUCAGACCCAUUCAUCAAGAUGUCUCUCUGCAAUGGCUGUUGACAACAGCUGUUCUCUUUUGUUUUCCAGCCUCAUUUCCAAGAAGUGUUUGCAUCUCAGCUAAGCUAUGAAACUGAAAUCCUGCGGCUGUGCAUUUCCUCCCACACCCCGAACCAAAGGAAAGGCAAGUCCCACAGCUGAGCUUCUGUGUCUUCUGUUCAGUCACUGCAGGUUGAUGGUCUGCAGCUUUGGUGGAGGGCACUACCAGCACAGGAGCACCCUGGGCACUUCUGCACCUUGCAUCUAGGUGACUGAGCUGAAGCAGCAAAAGGCAGUCCUCACCUGCUGCACACCUCUCUGCACCCCUCAGCCUGGAAAGGAUUUUCUGCAAAAACACCCCAUCUGCUUGCACACAGAAGAUUCAUCACUGAAGACCAUUCAAGAGAGCCACCCCCUCCUUCCAUACAACACAGUUCCCAUUUGGAGUGCCUUUCAUCCUCCUCUGAAUCUCAGUGAGAGCAAAGCGUGACAAGCAAACAUGCUGCUGCUGGUAGUGCUUGUAGCCACAGCCUCUUGGUCUUAUGGAUUUGCACAGAAAAUUCCCAUGCAGAGUCCUAUAUCUAUCACGAAGUUCCAAAAAAGUGCACGGAUGACAUGUGAAAUGCGAACAUUACAGGAAAAUUUUGAUGGCACUGUCAUACACUGGUACAAGCAGAAGGAGGGUGAAGCUCCACAGAGGCUUCUGUUUGUUUCAGGAAGCAAAGUUACCAUUGAAAGUGGCUUUCAAACAAACAGAUACUUGGUUGAAAGAAGUUCUGUCCAGAAGCAGUGUUUUCUUACAAUAAAAGAUGUAAUUCCAGAUGAUGCUGCUACUUACUACUGUGCCUACUGGGAUCAUUAUAACAAGGUGUUUGGCUCAGGCACAAAACUUGUUGUCUCAGAAAAAGAAAGUUCUCCCCCAGCAAACUCUGAAAUCCUGCAGAAAAAACAUGAAGAUCAGAUAACCUAUGUUUGCCUUAUUGAGAAAUUCUACCCAGAAGUUAUUAAGGUGACAUGGACUGAAGACAAAAAGGAGGUAACAGACAACAUAGUAAAAGGAGACACUUGGCUGUCCAGAAAAGAGGAUGAAUACUCAAUUGCCAGUUGGUUAACUGUGCCAGCAGAGAAUGAGGACAAGAAAUACUACUGCAAAUAUGAGCAUGAAAAGGAAAAGGCUUCACUGUCAACACAAGUCGAUUCUGUGAAGACUGCUCCUCAGGAAGAGGACUGCAGAACAGUUUUCAAUAGAGAUCAGUUAAUGCACAGGACAGCAUAUUUAAUAUAUAUCAUCCUUCUUCUGAAGAGCUCCAUGUACUAUCUUGUCAUACUCUUCUUCAUCUACAGAGUGUGGGCUUCAACCAAGCACCAAGGAAAGAAAGCAUAAAUGCUGUUUUGAGAAAGGGCUACAAAUUGAUCUUUAAUUUACUUUGCCGUAUGCUUAUCCAUAUAGACCCCCCUGCUCUUGGUGUUAGAUGGAACAGAAAAAAAAAAUCCAAAAUAAUAUUCUGGUAUUUGUGCAUAAGGGCUCGUUUUGCUUUACUGCUAGUGUUUUUAUAUCAGGCUAGUUUUCCUAAUUUUUUUCUGGGCAAUAGGAAUAAUGCAUUUUAAUCCAAGUCUGUAUUGCAAAAUGAAGAAGGUAGCCAUGUCAAAAGUGGACAUGCAUCCAGAAGCUUGGGCUUUUGACAUAUAAAGCACAGAUGUGUUUUGUCACUGCAUUUAAGGCUUUAUUAGGAGCAUUCCUGUACAGGAAAUUCACAGGUUUGGUUCAUUUUUACUUUUGUUGAUUUGUUGCAACUCUCAUGUAUCCAACAAAUCUGGAAUUAAUUAUUCUGAAGUGGUGUGCUUUAAGAGACAAUUAAACAAAAUUUUUAAAAGUGAACAAAAGAAUUUUGAAUUAAGAAAUCAGAUGAGAAUAAAAGAGAUUCUAAGGUGUACAUGUGCAGAAAUUGAAGAAAUCCACCAGCACUGUGACAUGGUCUGAAAAUCUGCACAUUGUAAUUUAAUAAAAAAGUAAACAAUCACAAUGGUCUUGAACAUCACCUUAUUUAAGGACACCUUUUAAAACUGAGCAAAGCUGCAAAUGUGAAGCGCUGAUAAAAUAUAUUCACAACGGGAGAAAAAUUCUCAGAUACCUUGAACUUUUAAUCUCCCAGUUCCACAAAUCAAUUCCUUUCAAAUUUAUGUGGAAAGGUAGGAAGUGGACAUAUUGGGAUAAAUCACUUGCUUGGUUUUGGGCAAAACUCUGCCCUAGGUUUUGGAGAAAUGCCCCUGAAGCAUUUACAUUUGCAUUUACUGUGUCUGUAAUGAUGGUGGCAAUAAAAGCUUUCCUCCAGCUGUCUU